Felis catus (domestic cat) is the source of this 1588-nucleotide messenger RNA. It is a transcript of the gene RPP14, whose product is annotated as ribonuclease P/MRP subunit p14. The transcript has 7 exons. Gene Ontology annotation, biological process: tRNA 5'-leader removal. NCBI's taxonomy places the organism in Eukaryota, Metazoa, Chordata, Mammalia, Carnivora, Felidae. Gene Ontology annotation, cellular component: ribonuclease P complex. The record is from RefSeq and is a predicted model, not a curated record. Bases 1137 to 1532 code for a protein of 131 amino acids.
AAAUAAGCCUAGAAAAAAAAAUAGAAAUAAUACAAGUCAGAGCAAAAUUCAAUGACAUAGAAAAGAAAGUAGAUCUUAGACAUGCUGCCAAUUCCAAUCUUUCAUAUUCACCAAGAAUUCUGAACUUGGUGCAGUCCCGGGGGAAGGAGUUAGUCUGGAUGGGUUUGCGUGAUGAGGGGAGGUGCCUGGGGUAGCCGAAGAAGCCCCAGGCCUGGAGUGAGUACUGCAGAUGGGCAACCCUAUUGGUGCAGGAAUUGUUAUGCCCUGGGUGGAUGGCAGCUAAGGAUCACAUCCAGAAUUGCUUCAGUGGGGUCAUCCGUACUGUCCAUCCCACCAAGAGGAUGGUGGGCAGGGUCUGCAGCGGGAUGCAGCUCCCACCUCCCUCGCUGUCACUGGGAAGCAUCCACUGGGAGUCCUGAGCAGAGCAUAUGAAAGAGUCAUUUGGACAAACCUAAAAAGUGGGUUUUCACGGUUCUCCUCUGGGCCUGCAGUUCUGGCCCCACCAUGUUAGGAGGCCUCAAAAGCAGAAAAGCACAGCUCCCCUUUGCACCCGACUUUUUGCCUUUGCGAUUAUGAAGAACUUGCCGGUUGCCCCCCAAGCCACAGCCCACUGGGCAUUGUGGUGGGUGCCUUUAAUGAGAGUUUUGGAAAGAAGAAAAGGGUUACUCAUCACAGCCUUGCCUGAAAGACUGCCAGAAGCUUCUGAAAUGACGACGGAAAGCCCCAGGAAUCACAAGCAGGCUCUACAUCCCACUGUCUGGCGUGGGUCCCUCGGGGCUGGAUCCUGCUGGGCAGGCAUCGAGGAAGCUGAGGGAGAGGCCAUGGUUAGGACUCAAUUUGCCAUCAGUCUGGCUUCUUGUACAGCACAGAGGCAGCGUCAGGAGAGACUGAUGCAAGAAACACAUCAGUUUGAUGGUGCUGCCCAUCGUCUGCCUUCCAUAUGAACCCCAGUUCUUAGGCGAACUCCGCGCGGUGACGUCAUAUCCGCGCCUAGACGUCACUGACGCUUCCGGAGGGCGAAACAGGAGCCAAACGUAAACAUCCCCGGAGUUUCCCGGGCCCAGGGUCUGGCCUCUGCGGGGGAGCUCCGAGCUUUGGCAGAGUCUUGCAAGGAACGGGAUUCAGGAAGGCGCCAGAUGUGGUCAGUGUUGGAAAAGAUGCCAGCUCCAGCCACUACAUAUGAAAGAAUAGUUUACAAAAAUCCCUCUGAGCACCACUAUAUGAAAGUGUGUCUAGAAUUUCAAGACCAUGGGGUUGGACUGAAUGUUGCACAGUUCAAACAGCUGCUUAUUUCAGCCUUGAAGGACCUGUUUGGGGAGGUUGAUGCAGCCUUACCCUUGGACAUCCUGACCUACGAAGAGAAGACCUUGUCAGCCAUCUUGAGGAUAUGUAGCAGUGGUCUUGUAAAAUUGUGGAGCUCUUUGACUCUGUUGGGAUCCUAUAAAGGCAAGAAAUGUGCUUUCAGAGUGAUUCAGGUUUCUCCAUUUCUUCUUGCCUUAUCUGGUAACAGUAGGGAACUAGUGUUGGAUUGAAUAGUCUUCAAUGUCAGAAACAUUCCUCCGUUUUCAAAAGGUACUUUUUGAUGCCA